Carlito syrichta (Philippine tarsier) is the source of this 393-nucleotide messenger RNA. Its product is annotated as histone H2A type 1-H-like. The transcript has a single exon. Gene Ontology annotation, cellular component: nucleosome. The record is from RefSeq and is a predicted model, not a curated record. Lineage: Eukaryota; Metazoa; Chordata; Mammalia; Primates; Tarsiidae. Bases 1 to 393 code for a protein of 130 amino acids. Gene Ontology annotation, molecular function: protein heterodimerization activity; structural constituent of chromatin; DNA binding.
AUGUCUGGGCGAGGGAAACAGGGAGGAAAGACUCGAGCCAAGGCUAAAACUCGGUCAUCUCGAGCAGGCUUACAGUUUCCAGUGGGUAGAGUUCACCGUCUUCUUCGCAAGGGUAAUUAUUCCGAGCGGGUCGGGGCGGGUGCGCCGGUGUACCUGGCGGCGGUACUAGAGUAUCUGACCGCCGAAAUCCUGGAGCUAGCGGGCAACGCAGCCCGAGACAACAAGAAAACGCGUAUCAUCCCGCGCCACCUGCAGCUGGCCAUCCGCAACGACGAGGAGCUAAACAAGCUUCUGGGCCGUGUGACCAUCGCUCAGGGCGGUGUCCUGCCUAAUAUUCAGGCCGUGCUGUUGCCCAAGAAAACCGAGAGCCACCAUAAAGCCAAGAGCAAGUAA